Messenger RNA from Penicillium taxi, 999 nucleotides. RefSeq names its product casein kinase II subunit alpha/alpha'. The record is from RefSeq and is a predicted model, not a curated record. The transcript is spliced from 4 exons. Gene Ontology annotation, biological process: regulation of transcription by RNA polymerase I; regulation of transcription by RNA polymerase III; DNA damage response. The coding region runs from base 1 to 999 and encodes 332 amino acids. NCBI's taxonomy places the organism in Eukaryota, Fungi, Ascomycota, Eurotiomycetes, Eurotiales, Aspergillaceae. Gene Ontology annotation, cellular component: protein kinase CK2 complex; cytosol; nucleus. Gene Ontology annotation, molecular function: ATP binding; protein serine/threonine kinase activity.
AUGGCGCGCGUCUACGCUGAUGUCAACCAGCACAUGCCUCGGUCCUACUGGGACUACGACAGUGUUAACAUCGCCUGGGGUGUUUUAGAGAAUUAUGAAAUCGUCCGCAAAAUAGGUCGUGGAAAAUAUUCUGAGGUGUUCGAAGGUAUCAACGUCGUCAACUAUCAGAAAUGCGUUAUUAAGGUCCUCAAACCUGUUAAGAAGAAGAAGAUUAAGCGUGAAAUCAAGAUUCUCCAAAACCUCGCUGGUGGGCCGAAUGUUGUGGCCUUGCUGGAUGUCGUUCGCGACAAUCAAAGCAAAACUCCUAGUUUGAUUUUCGAAGCCGUCAACAACACUGAUUUCCGCACACUUUAUCCCCGCUUCACCGAUUACGAUGUGCGCUAUUAUGUUUUCGAGUUGCUAAAGGCAUUGGACUUCUGCCACAGCAAGGGUAUCAUGCAUCGCGAUGUCAAGCCCCACAACGUUAUGAUUGAUCAUGAGAAGCGCAAGUUGCGGUUGAUUGACUGGGGUCUCGCUGAGUUCUACCACAAGGGCACCGAGUACAACGUCCGUGUUGCCUCUCGAUACUUCAAGGGACCCGAGUUGCUCGUCGAUUUCCAGGAAUACGAUUAUUCCCUGGACAUGUGGUCUCUGGGCGCGAUGUUCGCAUCCAUGAUUUUCCGCAAGGAACCAUUCUUCCAUGGCAACAGCAACUCUGACCAACUGGUCAAGAUUGCCAAGGUUCUCGGAACCGAGGAGCUCUUCGAGUACUUGGAUAAGUAUGACAUCGAGCUGGACCCUCAGUACGAUGAGAUCCUUUCCCGCUUCCCUCGCAAGCCGUGGCACUCGUUUGUGAACGUUGAGAACCAGCGAUUUAUCAGUGACGAAGCCAUUGACUUCCUCGAUAAGCUUCUCCGCUAUGAUCAUGCGGAACGCCUGACUGCCCAGGAAGCCAUGGCCCAUCCGUAUUUCGAGCCUGUUCGAGCUGCCGCUGCUGCUGCACAAAUCAAAUCUGCCUAA